AUGGCGCACCUCAGUCUUGAGCUCCAGGAGAAGCUGGACGAACUGCAGCAGGAGUUAGAGGAAGGCGAUAUCACUGCGAAAGGAUAUCAGAAGCGCAGGACACAGCUGCUCUCGCAAUACUUUCCCCAGCCCGCAGCCGCGACGACAGAUGCGACCGGCGGCCUAAGAAUACAUUCGCCAGACAGCCCAGUAUAUGCCUCUAGUGAUGGCCAUCGAGGCGCCGCUCUGGCCGCCCUGAGCGCCAGUAACCCCGAUAUCGUUGCUGCCGACUCCCCGCCGAAUAAUGCCUCUCCUGCGGAUUGGCGACCCCAGCCCUCUGCAAGUCAUGCGUCAUCCGGCUUUGAAGACAAUCCUGCCACUCUUUUGAUGCCAGGCGGUGCUCUCGCUGAACAUCGGCCGACCAUGAGCCAUCAUGACUCACUCUUCUUGAACCCAGCCCCGAGCUAUACCAUGGGAUCCGAUACUCCCACAAGGUCGGGAACAAUGGUCUCCGGAGACUAUGCUUUCAAGCCGGAGCACCAGGGCACCUACGGCCAACAACCACCGGCUGCUUAUGACAGUCGGACGGGCACUAUGUUGGACUCGCAGGGGUAUUUCUCCGACUUUGCUGGGCAGCAAGCUUAUGACCAUCCACCCGGCGGUGAUUAUAAUGGUGGGAUGCAGAGAUACUCGUCUAGUGACGCCUUUUCUCCCACCGCCGCCAUGGCUCCGCCAAUGCUCACUGCUAGCGACCUCCCGCCGCCCGAAAUAUUGCAAUACCAGAUGCCACUAGAGCCUAGAGAAGUACCGUUCGCUAUACAAGAUCCACAUGACCAGAAUACGGCCAUGUCAACCUUCGACAAUAUAGCGGCAGUUCUGCGACAUCGUGGCAGGACAAUUGCGAAAAUGCCUGCAUAUUGGGUGCUAGACGCAAAAGGCAAAGAGACGGCCUCCAUCACAUGGGAUAAGUUGGCGUCACGUGCUGAAAAGGUUGCUCAGGUCAUCAGAGACAAAAGCUCCUUGUAUAGGGGAGAUCGUGUUGCAUUGAUAUAUCGAGACUCCGAGAUCAUCGAUUUUGCCAUUGCGCUAUUAGGUUGUUUCAUUGCUGGUGUCGUUGCGGUUCCGAUCAAUGAUCUUCAAGACUACCAGAAGUUGAACCUGAUAUUGACAUCGACCCAGGCACAUCUAGCGCUGACUACAGACAACAAUCUGAAGAGCUUUCAACGUGAUAUCACCACCCAGAAGCUCACUUGGCCCAAGGGGGUCGAGUGGUGGAAAACGAAUGAGUUCGGUGGCUACCAUCCCAAGAAAAAGGACGAUGUUCCGCCAUUAUCCGUGCCGGACCUCGCGUACAUCGAGUUUUCUCGAGCACCAACCGGCGAUCUCCGAGGAGUGGUGCUAAGUCAUCGAACUAUUAUGCACCAAAUGGCGUGUAUGAGCGCCGUGGUUUCAGCAGUGCCCAACCAUGGUCCUGGUGACACGUUUAAUCGAGCUCUUAGGGACAAGAACGGUCGCCUAAUAGGAGGUGGUGCAAGCAGCGAGAUUCUACUUUCAUACCUUGACCCACGACAAGGCAUCGGCAUGAUCCUCGGUGUGUUACUCAAUGUUUAUAGUGGCCACACGACUGUCUGGGCGGAAAGCAAGGCUGUCAGCGUUCCUGGACUAUACGCCCAUUUGAUCACAAAGUACAAAGCCACGGUCAUGAUAGCCGACUACCCAGGUCUGAGGACGGCUGCUUUCAACUAUCAACAAGACCCGAUGACGACGCGCAAUUUCAAGAAGGGCACCGAACCUAAUUUCCAAACAGUCAAGCUUUGUCUCAUAGACACUCUCACUGUAGACGGCGAAUUUCACGAGGUAUUGGCUGAUCGUUGGCUGCGACCACUCAGGAACUCGCGAGCUCGAGAAGUAGUUGCACCUAUGCUAUGCCUCCCAGAACAUGGAGGCAUGGUUAUCAGUGUUCGCGAUUGGUUAGGUGGGGAAGAGCGCAUGGGAUGUCCCCUCAAGCUGGAUUUGGGCGAAGAAUCAGAAGACGAUGCAGAAAAAGAAGAUCCCGAAAAAGAAGAGGAGAAGCCAGCCCCUUCCAACGGGUUUGGUAGCUUGCUUGGCGGAGGCACCACUACAGCAAAAGAACAAGAGGUUAAGAACGAACUGAGUGAGGUGCUACUCGACAGAGAAGCUCUCAAGACCAACGAAGUUGUUGUCGUAGCUAUCGGGGAAGAUGCUCGGAAGAAGGCCUCCAACGAGCCUAGCACUGUCCGACUUGGUGCAUUCGGCUAUCCGAUACCUGACGCUACAUUGGCUGUGGUGGAUCCAGAAACAGGCUUGCUCACUUCACCUCAUGCUAUAGGGGAGAUUUGGGUUGAUUCUCCUUCACUGUCUGGUGGGUUCUGGGCUUUGCCAAAGCACACAGAGCAAAUCUUCCAUGCUCGGCCAUACAAGUUUGAGCCGGGCAACCCUACGCCUACCCCUGUUGAGCCAGAAUUCCUACGGACUGGACUUCUAGGAACCCUUAUCGAGGGUAAAGUCUUUGUACUUGGUUUAUACGAAGAUCGCAUCCGACAAAAAGUUGAGUGGGUGGAGCACGGCCACGAAAUCGCCGAGCAUCGCUACUUUUUUGUGCAACAUCUGGUAGUAAGCAUUUUGAAAAAUCUCGCCAAGCAAGUCUAUGACUGUUCGGCCUUUGAUGUCUUCGUUAAUGAUGAGCAUCUACCGAUUGUGGUCCUCGAGUCAGCAGCUGCUUCUACCGCACCAACAACGUCUGGUGGCCCGCCUAGGCAGCUUGACACCGCGUUGUUAGAUUCUCUUUCUGAGAGGUGUAUGGAAGUUCUGGUGCAAGAGCACCACUUGCGGGUGUAUUGCGUGAUGAUCACCGCUCCGAAUACACUGCCACGAGUGGUGAAGAAUGGCAGGAAAGAAAUCGGAAACAUGCUCUGUCGGCGAGAGUUUGACCUGGGCAAUUUGCCAUGUGUCCAUGUCAAAUUUGGAGUCGAACAUGCUGUGUUAAACUUGCCUAUUGGUGUAGAUCCACUAGGCGGCAUAUGGUCAGACAUUGCAUCAGAUUCUCGAGUCGAGAUACUUGGGCCCGCGGACAAGCAGUAUUCUGGCAUCGAUAGACGAGAGGUGGUCAUUGAUGAUCGAACUUCAACCCCCCUCAACAAUUUCUCCUCCAUUACCGAUCUCAUCCAGUGGCGAGUUGCCCGACAACCUGAGGAGCUUGCAUAUUGCACCAUUGACGGUAGAGGCAAAGAAGGCAAAGGUGUCACUUGGAAAAAGUUUGACACUAAAGUGGCGGCCGUGGCCAUGUAUCUACGUAACAAGGCUCGGAUACGCCCACGAGAUCACGUCAUUCUCAUGUAUACACACUCAGAGGACUUUGUUUUUGCUGUUCAUGCUUGCCUCAAUCUCGGCGCUGUGGUCAUUCCUGCGGCACCAAUGGACGAGCGUCGUCUUAACGAGGAUGUGCCGGCGUUCUUGCACCUCAUCGCUGAUUUCCAAGUCAAGACCGUGCUUGUAAACGCAGAAGUGGAUCAUCUUUUGAAGAUGAAGUCGGUGGCUCAGCACGUCAAGCAGUCAGCACAGGUGCUUAAGAUCGGCAUACCGAAUGUUUAUAAUACCUCAAAACCGCCAAAACAAAACAGUGGUCUUCGCGACCUUGGCCUCACUAUGGAUCCUGCGUGGGUUCAACGCGGUUAUCCAGCUGUCGUUUGGACAUACUGGACGCCGGACCAACGCAGGAUCGCGGUGCAACUUGGCCACGACACCAUCUUGGGCAUGUGCAAAGUUCAAAAAGAAACCUGCCAGAUGACAAGCUCCAGGCCAGUACUGGGAUGUGUUCGAAGUACGACUGGUCUGGGAUUCAUCCACUCGUGUUUGAUGGGUGUCUACAUCGGAACACCGACUUACCUGCUCUCCCCCGUGGAGUUCGCCCAGAACCCGAUGUCUCUCUUCUUGACACUUAGCAGGUACAAGAUCAAAGACACGUACGCCACGCCUCAGAUGUUGGAUCAUGCUAUGAAUUCCAUGCCGGGCAAGGGCUUCACGAUGCACGAGUUGAAGAAUAUGAUGAUCACAGCUGAAGGCAGGCCACGGGUUGACGUGUUUCAAAGAGUCCGUCUCCAUUUCGCGGCUACGGGGCUUGAUAGAACGGCCAUCAACACUGUCUAUUCUCACGUGCUAAAUCCCAUGGUUGCUUCAAGAUCAUACAUGUGUAUUGAGCCUAUCGAAUUAUGGCUCGAUCAACGGGCUCUGAGGAGAGGACUCAUCAUACCAGUAGACCCUGAAACAGAUCCAAAGGCGCUGCUCAUACAAGAUUCUGGUAUGGUACCAGUAUCGACUCAGAUCGCUAUCGUAAAUCCCGAAAGCCGACUACUCUGCCACGAUGGAGAAUAUGGUGAGAUUUGGGUAGACUCGGAAGCAUGUGUCAAGUCCUUCUACGGUUCGAGGGACGCAUUUGAUACCGAACGCUUCGAUGGCCGAACCGUCGAUGGAGACCCCAACAUAAGUUACGUCCGUACAGGCGAUCUUGGUUUCUUACAUAGCGUCAGCAGACCCAUUGGCCCAGGGGGUGCUCAGGUUGACAUGCAGGUUCUCUUUGUCCUCGGUAAUAUCGGCGAGACUUUCGAGAUUAAUGGGUUGAGUCACUUCCCAAUGGAUAUCGAAGCCUCAGUCGAAGCUUGCCAUAGAAACAUCGUUCCCGGUGGUUGUGCUGUAUUCCAAGCUGGUGGCUUGAUUGCCGUGAUUGUGGAGGUAUCACGGAAGUCUUACCUUGCUUCAAUUGUACCGGUUAUCGUGAACGCGAUUCUAAAUGAGCACCAAACUAUCAUUGACGUCGUUGCAUUCGUCAGUAAAGGCGAUUUCCCCCGCAGCCGUCUUGGCGAGAAGCAACGCGGCAAAAUUUUGGCGGGCUGGGUCACCCGUAAGCUACGCACCUUGGCUCAGUUCAACAUUCGUGACAUGCACAUGGAGGGUGGUGACGGCCCUCUUGAUGCUCACCGCGCAAGUAUCGCUAGCUACAGGAGCAGCGGCAUACCUGGUGCUAGCUCCCUACGAAACAUGGAGCACGCGCCCCAAAUCCUUGAGCAAGAAGAACUCGACAGCCAGAUGAACAAGCUUGCCGAGCUACCAGCAGGUGGUGACAUUUCUGCUAGGAGGGAGAAGCGUGCAACUGCACAGCCGCCUCGAAUCGAUACAGCGGCGGCUACUGGCCAUGGCUUCCAAUUGUCGAGCUACGGAGACUUCGACUCGACAAGGCCAACGUCAACCGUUAGUGGCACACCACAGAUUCGCCUUCCCAGUGUUGACGGACGUGAGCCCGAGAUGACCAGCCCCGAUGUUGGCAACGCCGGUGUAGAUGAUGAUGAUUGGACUAGAGAUGCAAUGAUGCACAUGAACCUGGCGACUCAAAUGGGAAAGCAGGGUUGA
Molecule: messenger RNA, 5403 nt
Organism: Truncatella angustata
Lineage: Eukaryota; Fungi; Ascomycota; Sordariomycetes; Amphisphaeriales; Sporocadaceae
Product: acyl-CoA ligase
Exons: 4
Coding region: 1-5403 (1800 amino acids)
Cellular component (GO): cytosol
Source: RefSeq, a predicted model, not a curated record